Molecule: messenger RNA, 2122 nt
Organism: Branchiostoma belcheri (Belcher's lancelet)
Lineage: Eukaryota; Metazoa; Chordata; Leptocardii; Amphioxiformes; Branchiostomatidae
Product: probable E3 ubiquitin-protein ligase DTX3
Exons: 3
Coding region: 364-828 (154 amino acids)
Biological process (GO): protein ubiquitination; Notch signaling pathway
Source: RefSeq, a predicted model, not a curated record
CUCGGCUGAUCCCUCUUCCUUUUCUCCAAGAAGACGUGUCUCGGAUUCAGGUGCUUCUUCCACGGACCAGGAACCAGCCUCGUCUCCGAGAGUGAGGGCAGGUUACAGUUUUUGGGGAGAGGGCAAGCCGGCAGCACAGCCAGUCCAAGAAGAAACAACGUGGCCUUAUUGUGAAGAGUCUGGCAGAGGACAUUGACGAUGUUGGACUUGACUCUGGGCACCCCCAGCAGCGGAGGAGGAACUCAGACACACAUAAGGGGAGGGACUCUGAGAACUGCUCCAUUUGCAGGAGCACGUUUAUGAACCCAAAGACCCUACCAAAAUUGCGGACAUGUGUUUUGCACUCCCUGUAUCGACCGUGCAAUGCAGAUCAAACCGGUCUGUCCAAUUUGCGGUGAAGUCUACGGCACCAUGUGGGGGGCACAGCCAGAAGGGACCAUGGAGUGGAAAGUAGAUCCUCACCUCCCACUGCCCGGUUACGAACGGCACGGCACGAUAGUCGUCAUGUAUGACUUCCCUGAUGGUAUACAAACAUCGAAUCACCCAAACCCCGGACGUCGGUACUACGGCUGCCAUCGCAGGGCAUACCUCCCCAACACUGCCGAGGGCAUGGAGGUGUGCAGACUGCUGCAUAAGGCCUUCCAAACCAAGCUGCUGUUCACCGUGGGCCAGUCUGUCACCACAGGGAUGGACAACUGUGUCAUCUGGAACGACAUCCACCACAAAACCAACACACACGGAGGCCCGACAAACCACGGAUAUCCAGAUCCUGACUAUUUGAGAAGGGUGAAAGAGGAACUAGCAGUGAAAGGCAUCACGACUUUGUGACCUGGCCAAUUCUGCCCAUAGCUACAUUUACAUUGUAUGUCCCAUUACUGAUAAUCUGACAUCAUAGUCUACUAUUAAAGUAUUGAAGCAGAAGGCAACUACAUGCCAUGCAUAUUCUACAAAUAGAUAUUGUAGUGGCUUUAUCUGAGCCAACAUGCAUAUAUGGGAAGAAUUUUAGAAAAGCUAAGAUUAGCACAUGAUAUAGCCAUGUACAUAUAAAUUCAUAUUGUAUGUGUGUAUGUGUUCAUUGCGUAUGUGUUCAUUGCAAGCCUAGCAAUAUUAAUUACUGCAUGGUACACUUACAAUGAAAAUUUUCCUGAUGCUGCCCUUUAGAAUGUUGAGUUAAGUCUAGACAGCAUCCUGCUGUUCUUCUAAACAUCAGUGUUUGGCCUCGGCCCGGGCUGAUUCAAACCAGUUCUAGCUGCUUAUUUAAAGAGACAUAACAGGCUGUUUACCUGCAGCUCUUGUACAUGUUUAUAUGCCUUCUCUUGACAGAUGUCUCAAAAGAGUUUGUGGAGAAUGUACUAGUAGACUCAUUGAAAUGUAGUCCAUGUAUAGAGUAUUGUAUUUUAUGGCUGUAAGGUAAUCCAGAACUUUGAUCCAUUCAUCAGUGAAUGUUAGUGUUUGCCAUGCAUUAGAAAUGACAAUCAAAGGAGCUUUAAUUUAUAAGCUCCAUAGUUUGGUUCCAGCACAUCUGCAUCCAUUUAACUUUUAAUUGUUUUUGCCUUUAUUCAUUUAUCAUUUGUAAGCGUUUCAGACAACUUUAUUUUGGGCCUUUUGGUGCACCCAGCUGUGUGACACUAGCAUUGUUUUGAUAAAUUAUGCACAUAAUCCAGCAAUCAAGAGGGUGAUGCAACAUUUGGUAAACAUUGGAGAUGAUGAUAUAACAUCUAUCUGAAAGUCAACAAAGGUUCUGUGUGUGAUAAUUGACAACCUGGUUACAGUGAUCUUUCCAGCUCCAUCCCAUCAGCUACAUCUCAUUCAAGCCUGUUUGAAUCAGGAGCUAUUGUAACACUGCCACCAUGCUGUGGUGUAAUCUUACCUAACAACAGAAAUCUUUUCUCAUUUGAUCCCUACCUUCGAUGCUUUGAUAUUCUUAUUGAAAUCAGACUACUUUCAACUUUGUGACCUUUGAGUCAGUAUUUGCACGCAUAUGUAUUGUGCAUGCAUGUUGAAUGGAAGUUUCCCUAAUGUCAUUCAGCUGUGGUUCCAACUAAAAAGCUACUGUUGGAAGACAUAAUCUGUGCCCUGUCAAAAAAAGGUAUUCAUACCAACAUGGUAACUUUUUGGAAAA